Paramecium sonneborni is the source of this 246-nucleotide messenger RNA. Lineage: Eukaryota; Ciliophora; Oligohymenophorea; Peniculida; Parameciidae. The record is from the annotation of a GenBank genome assembly.
AUGAAUAUUGAUUACUUAAAUUAAAAUUCCCAAAAUUCAAAUCAAGAUGAAUGUGUCAUUAUGGAUACCGAUUUAUAAGACAAGAGCUAGAGUCAAUUUGAGAAUGAUUAUUUCUCUAAUAAAAUUGAAACUCACAAAUUUGUCGUGGGUAUUUCCAAACCUGGAGAAACCAGAAUUGGACUUUAAACUAUUAACAAAAAUAAAAUCACUGUCAAAGGAAUACUUGGCAUACACGAAAAAUCAUGA